UGAAAAAAGAGGAGGUUUUGUACUAAAGAAACGAAAGAAAGAGAAGGAGACGUUUUCAGUUCGCAUGGGCUCUCAUCAGCGCGCGAUUUCUCUGUAUUCAGCUCUAAACGGUGGAGUCUUCGCUGUAAUGCGAAAACGAAUCAAGAAUGUCAUCCGAAUUCAAUACAGUCGAAAACCCUAGUAAAUGGCGCUUCACAUGGGAAGCGCAAUCCCAUAUACCAAUUCUACGUUUAUUGCUCUUCGAUUCAUAUACCAAUCCUUCUCUUCGAUGUCGGAAUCUCACGGUUCAUCUCAAUCUCCAGCAGUCCGUCGUUUGUGUGGCUUGGUUUCAAGACCUCCAUAUGUCGAUUCGAGUUCCCAUGCCUCCCGUUUUGGUUGAUGCUGAGUCGCCUCUGAGUUUUAGAGCUUUCCAAGAUCAUAUUGAGGUCAAGCUCGUCUUGCUUCUUCCGGUUGAUCACCCAAUUAUUCUCAACUUCGACAAUGUGCUGGAUUUCUCCCAAGAGCAAGGAAAUAGUCACUCCAAGGCUUCGAAGCCACUUUCCAUGGACUCUGAUCAAAUCAGUUUAUCCCGCAGUGGUGGCGUCCAUUUUUAUUGCAGAAACUGUUCUUUCAGGCUGAGUAAAUCCCCUCUCAGAGAUUUUGUUGAAAUGCCAUCAGUCAACUGGCGAGAGGUGGCUGAUAACUGGUUUGGGUCUUGCUGCUGCUCCUUCGGGGGGAUAAGCGAGAAGCUGGUUACUAGGUACACAAAUUCCUAUAGAUGUGAAAAGGGUGUCUGCCUACUCACUUUAACGACUAUUACUCUUUCCAAGGACGACCUUAUUGGCCAUGUGUUCCCGGAUAAUGAAGGAACCCAAGAAUUCAAGGAUGAAUCAGAUUUCGCUGAUGGUGAUUGUUUAACUGAAGCUAAGGAGGAAUCACCAUGUAAUCAUACGUCUACAGAAAAGGUAAAAUCUAAGCAGAUCAACAAUAAAAACCUUGUUGCAAACAUGGAGGGCAGUGCUGCUAAGAAGGCUAGUGAUGAAGUUGAUUCACCUUUAGUGACUCCAAUUCCUGACUGUUGUCGUCAUGAGGAGAGUAAUGUACUUCAUCAUCUUGAUACGGAUUGCAUGCAUCACACAUGUGGCACAAUUAAGUUAGACCCAAAGCCUAUUAAUGCUGUAGAUAUUUCGGACGAUCAGAGAUCCUUUCUUAAUGGUUUUCUUGGAAAUAUUUUUAUGGCUAGACUGUCAAAUCUUUCAGCAGAUUUUGAGUGGGCUGAGUUCUUUUGCCCCCAGUGCUCAACUCUGAUUGGAGCUUACCCUUGGAGAAAUGGCUGUGGACCUACAGAUGGCGGAGUUCGGUUUUUUAAAUGUUAUGUCUCAACAUGUUUAGCAGCUGAAUCUGGAAAUUUGUUGAGGGAGUACACGUUGGAAAGAAUGUUUGCAAAUCAGCUACUGGAAAGUGCACGUGAAGAAUCAUCAUUUCGUACUGUGGUUAAGGAGUUGAAAACCAAGUCUCCCAUGCUGCACAUUGUUCUCAUCAACUCAAAUUCUUGGUCUUGUAGUGGUUAUUGUUUGGGCAUGGAGGAUACUGCCGAAUUUGUUCCAAAAGUGGACUUGAAUCCAAUCAUCAAGGUGCUAUUUUCAGAUUGCAACAAGAGUGCAGAAUCUCACUUGAGGAAACUUGAAGAGUGGGUGACGAAAGAUAUAGCAGAUGAAGUUUUUAUGUUAGCCCAUCAAGUGGAGAAAUUAGUUGAAAUUCUAGUUUCAAGAAAUGAUACACUUCCAUCUUCAUGUUCUUCCCUUGAUGGUUUAACUUUGACAUCUAUCCUGAGGUAAUGUUUAUUUCAUCUUCUCUGGAUUUCGACAUGGAUAAGUCAAGUUUUUCUAAGAUACAACUUUAUAAAGAUUCUAGCAACAUUGAAGAACUAUUAAUUAUAUAAUGUGCUUCUGUUAUUUGGAGGAGCCACCAACUAAAUUUGUAAAGCCUGAGAUCUGUUUGAUUCAAGCCAUAUUGUGUCACGAGAAACUUCUUAAACGUGCUAGCUUAGUGGAGAGUUUUAUUUUACAUUUGGAGUUAUCCACGUCUUGGAACCUGCUUGGUUACGGCAUUCAUCGUCAAUCAAGAUGAUCAACUGUAAGAUACUUGAUAGUUCAUGUUAGCAUUUUAGUCUGAUUAAAGUGACCUUGUUACAGAAGCAUCCCCACAGCUAUUAGGGGAUGCCAACUAAUUAUGUAUGAACAUUCAAACCUCUUAUUUAUAAGCUGAUGUAGGCCUUAAGGAACCUGUAGAGAGAAUUUUUCAAUGCUCUCUGCUUAACCCCUCUGUACUUGGCACCCAUUUUUAAUCUUCGAGCUUUUAGGA
Molecule: messenger RNA, 2343 nt
Organism: Cucumis melo (muskmelon)
Lineage: Eukaryota; Viridiplantae; Streptophyta; Magnoliopsida; Cucurbitales; Cucurbitaceae
Exons: 5
Coding region: 147-1817 (556 amino acids)
Biological process (GO): proteasome-mediated ubiquitin-dependent protein catabolic process; protein autoubiquitination; protein monoubiquitination
Cellular component (GO): ubiquitin ligase complex; cytosol; nucleus
Molecular function (GO): cyclin binding; ubiquitin protein ligase activity; ubiquitin conjugating enzyme binding
Source: RefSeq, a predicted model, not a curated record